Molecule: messenger RNA, 513 nt
Organism: Lachancea thermotolerans CBS 6340
Lineage: Eukaryota; Fungi; Ascomycota; Saccharomycetes; Saccharomycetales; Saccharomycetaceae
Gene: SAP30
Product: Sap30p
Exons: 1
Coding region: 1-513 (170 amino acids)
Biological process (GO): regulation of DNA-templated transcription
Cellular component (GO): histone deacetylase complex
Molecular function (GO): transcription coregulator activity; protein binding
Source: RefSeq, a predicted model, not a curated record
AUGCCUCCCAAGUCACACAACUCUAACUCGGAGUCGGAGUCUAGGACCAGAAGUGGUGCAGCCAACCACACUGGUGCGAACUCCUCCGCGGGCACAAGGAAUAACGGCAAACAAAGACUCACGACCGCACAGCAGCAGUACCUACGGGAUCUGAUCAAAACGCAUGUGCACAACAAUCACCCGUGCAAUUUCGAGAAGCCCCACCCUGUAGAUUUCGAGGCCUACUCAGACGACUUUUUGCGUCGUUACAAGGACCAUUUCCAGCUUCCGUUGGAGGACAACCUCUCAUUGCCAGGAUACCUUUUGGGCUCGAAGCUCGGAGAAAAGACGUACAGUUCGAAGCGCAAUGCCCCGAACAUACCGGACGCGCGAGUCACCAAGAAACAACUCGCCACAGAGGUUAAGCGGCAUUUCAUGUCCUACGGCGUCAAGGAGACAGAGUGCAUCCCCGCUUUCAUUUACAAAGUCAAGAAUCAGAAGAGGAGGUUUAGAAUGGAAUUCAAACCUACAUAG